AGUGUUUGAGCCUGAGCGUGUACAUUUGUUUACAGCCGCGAGUUCUUCGUCUGCAUGUUACCGAGACUGUCUUAUGUGAAUGAAAAUCUGAACAGUUUUCGGCUAAAUAUUAGUAAACAGCACGUAAUACCGAUAUAGCUACUACCGUGCGUCUGUCAUGUUUAUGCCGUGUAUAUGGGAAUAACACCCGCUAACAAGAAAUGCUAAAGUUACGCUCCCUCCGCCUGCUACCUUCCAAGGUGCGAUUGGUGGAUCCUUCAGCGAGCUAACGUUUAACGUGUGCUAGUUAGCCAGCUGGCAAAGACGCUAACAUGGGAGUUAUACAAGACAGGAUGACCUCUGACUAACGAUACACGUCUCUCAAAAGAUAAAUCACUAGAUGAUGAUACAGAAUGACCAAAGACCGGGUGCAUCAUGGCAUUAUCUGAAGUUUACUGGGAUCACCAAAUACCCCUGCCAAAGCUUGCUCCAGUCCAGGCCAAGGUCACUGUCGCUCUGGUGGCACUCCUGUGCUUCAUUAACAGUUAUGAUGGGGAGUUUGUAUUUGAUGAUUCUGAAGCAAUCGUCAACAAUAAGGACUUGAAACCAACAACACCCCUGAACAACAUCUGGAGCAAUGACUUCUGGGGAAGCAACCUGAGUAGCAACUCUAGUCACAAAUCCUACCGACCUCUCACUGUCCUUACGUUCAGGCUGAACUACCUCUUGGCGGGAGGCCUAAACCCUGUUGGCUUCCAUGUGCUGAACAUCAUCCUCCAUGCUGUCAUAUCUGCCCUUAUGAUUGACGUGUUUGCUAUACUGAUUGGUGGACUGGCCUAUGAUGAGAUGGGUGGGAUGCUCAACCACGCUCCCAAGACCUCUAUUCUUGCUGCCCUGUUCUUUGCCGCACACCCAGUUCACACAGAAAGUGUGGCUGGUGUUGUGGGUCGUGCAGAUCUUUUGUGCGCUCUGUUCUUCCAACUCUCUUUCCUCACCUACUGCAAAGCUUUCAACAUAGGGAGAGACAGAGAUGACAGGUUUUCUGUCCAGUGGGUUGUGGUCAGCCUCUUGCUGUGUGCUGCAGCGAUGCUCUGUAAAGAACAAGGCAUCACAGUCUUGGGUGUGAAUGCAGCCUUUGAUGUCCUCCUGAUCUGUAAUGUUAAUGUGUAUGAACUCAGCCAGAGGCUACUCCUUAGGAAGAAUCCACUCGAUGCAAGUCAGAUAUUGCGAACGGGUUUGCUUACACGAUUGGCUCUCAUGGGUCUUGGAGGACUCUCAAUGCUCUAUGCACGUUGGAGGAUCAUGGGAACAGGACCACCGGCAUUCACUGAAGUAGACAACCCUGCCUCUUUUGCAGACAGUAUAUUUCUUAGAAUAGUGAACUAUAAUUACUACUACUCUCUGAAUGCCUGGUUGCUGCUGUGUCCCUGGUGGCUGUGUUUUGAUUGGUCCAUGGGCUGUGUGCCUCUCAUUAAGUCAGCCACUGAUUGGAGGAUGGUGUGGCUGCUGCUGCUCUGGUGCGUCCUGAUAGGCUUGAUAAGCCAAGCCUUAUGCUCGCCGGACAGCCAGAGAAGGAGGACACUGACCUUGGGUCUGGUGCUGCUGGUGGUCCCUUUUCUGCCGGCAUGUAACAUUUUCUUCAGGGUGGGCUUCGUCAUUGCUGAGAGGGUGCUCUACCUGUCUUCUGCUGGCUACUGCCUACUGCUGGCCUACUCCCUGGGUCACUGCUGUUGCCACUGGUCCAAAUACAGGAAGCUACUCUGUGUGUCAGCACUCACGCUGUUGUGUGUGUAUGUAGCUCGCUGUGCUCUCCGCAGUCACCAGUGGCGGUCAGAGCAAAGCCUCUUCACCAGUGCCCUGUCUGUCUGUCCGCUCAAUGCAAAGGUCCAUUAUAAUGUAGGUAAGAACCUGGCUGACAGAGGGAACACUACCACUGCUAUCAGAUAUUACAGAGAGGCAGUCAGGCUACAUCCUACCUAUGUCCAUGCCAUGAACAACUUGGGGAAUAUCCUGAAGGAGAGGAAUGAACUGGUCGAGGCAGAGCAGCUGUUGUCUAAAGCUGUUUCUAUUCAGUCUGACUUUGCUGCAGCUUGGAUGAAUCUGGGUAUAGUUCAGAACAGCCUGCAGAAGUUUGAGGAAGCUGAGCAGAGCUAUUGGAAUGCCAUCCGCUUCCGGAAAAAAUACCCAGACUGCUACUAUAACUUAGGACGCUUGUAUGCUGACCAGAAGAGACAUGUGGAUGCUCUGAAUGCAUGGAGGAACGCAACUGUGCUAAAACCUGACCACAGCCUGGCUUGGAACAACAUGGUCAUUCUGCUGGACAACACUGGUAACUUGGGUCAAGCAGAGCUGAUCGGUCGAGAGGCUCUGAAGCUCCUCCCUAACGACCACACUAUCAUGUUUUCAUUGGCUAACGUCUUGGGGAAAUUACAGAAAUACAAGGAGUCGGAGGGCUUCUUCCUUCAUGCUCUUCGGAUCAACCCAAAUGCUGCCAGUUGCCAUGGCAAUUUAGCUGUGCUGUAUCAUCGCUGGGGAAAGCUGGAGCUGGCAAAGAAACACUACGAGCUGUCUCUAAAGUUGGACCCUGAGGCUCCUGGGACUAGAGACAACUAUAACAUGCUGCGACGCAAACUGGACCAGCUUAAACGCCACACACCCUGAAGGAGCCAACUGGGACCCCUUCCUGCCGUAAAACUUCUUAUUUCCAUUGUUCCACUUGGUAUUAUUUUGUCUCACUAAUUGUACCAUUUGGAAAUAAAGACCAUGAUCUGUG
Messenger RNA from Micropterus dolomieu (smallmouth bass), 2752 nucleotides. It is a transcript of the gene tmtc4, whose product is annotated as transmembrane O-mannosyltransferase targeting cadherins 4. The transcript has 19 exons. NCBI's taxonomy places the organism in Eukaryota, Metazoa, Chordata, Actinopteri, Centrarchiformes, Centrarchidae. Gene Ontology annotation, biological process: protein O-linked glycosylation via mannose; endoplasmic reticulum unfolded protein response. Bases 415 to 2640 code for a protein of 741 amino acids. Gene Ontology annotation, cellular component: endoplasmic reticulum. The record is from RefSeq and is a predicted model, not a curated record. Gene Ontology annotation, molecular function: protein binding; mannosyltransferase activity.